Messenger RNA from Coregonus clupeaformis (lake whitefish), 5856 nucleotides. Its product is annotated as tripartite motif-containing protein 66-like. Gene Ontology annotation, molecular function: protein binding; zinc ion binding. NCBI's taxonomy places the organism in Eukaryota, Metazoa, Chordata, Actinopteri, Salmoniformes, Salmonidae. The record is from RefSeq and is a predicted model, not a curated record.
CGACAUUGGAUCUGUGAUGGUGCAUAUCAUCUGUCAGAUGUUCUGUGUUGAGCUGUGGGAUGACAGAGCAAAGACGGUCAGUUGAGUAAUACCAGAAAAAACGAUUGGGAUGCAGUUAUACAUUAGACCAAAUUAAGGGCAUCACUCACCAUACGCCCAUGCCCGUGGCUGACGUGCCCGAUGCCUUCUAGUUUCAGUAUUUUUGGUGGCUAGGAGGAAUAACGGGUUGGUCCUGCACACGGAUGAACCUGACGAGGAGAGGAGAGCUCAGCACGCAGGCUGUCAUGUAAGCCAUAUUCUCUGGGGCCACCUCUCGGUGCACGCCGCUUCCUGCCGCAGGUAAAAGCUUCAGUGUGAGUGCUGCUGUACUCUGUGUAAGUGUCAGGCUGUGCUGUCCUCUCCCUCCCACAGCGAGAGCAGCUCUGCUGGUUACCAGCUCCACCGUUCACUAGAGGACACAUUAUCCCAGCGCUGACAUGGAGAAGCGUUGCUCAGAGUGCCCAGAGCCCAGGCUAGCCCAGAGCCUGUGUACAUUCUGCAACAAGUGGCUGUGCUACCAGUGCACAGACAUGCACCAGCACCAGAGAGCCACCCCUCAGUGCUCAGACCUGCACCAACACCAGAAGCCCACUACCCAAUGUGCCGACCUGCACCAGAGGGACCAGAUGGCCCCCAGCUCCUUGCCUCCACCCGAACCAGGCCCUGGGUCGUGUGGCCGCCCCCUCCUCAUGUGCCACUCUCACAGACAGGAGCCCUUGGAGCUCUUCUGCGAGUCUUGUGACCUCAUGUGCUGCAGCAGCUGUCACCUGUCUGCCCACAAGAACCACAGGUUAGUGCACAUUGGUAAGGCCCUGCAGGACCAACAGUGGCAGUUUGAGAGCCUGGUGGCUCAGCUGGAGGAGAGGAGGUCUGCAGUGGAGAGCACAGCCAAACAGAUAGAGGACAGGCUGCACGGUGUAAAGAUCACGCAGAGGAAGGCUGAGAACCAGAUUAAAAUGGCAAAGAUGAUUAUGAUGAAUGAGCUGAACAAACGGGCCAACCUAUUAAUAGAGCAACUGGAGAAGAUCUCUGAGGACUUCCAGCGGCGUCUGGAGGACCAGCUGCAGGGGGCGAUAGAGAUGUGCAGCCAGCUGGACCACGUGCAGAACUUCAUCAGCUGGGCAACGGCCCACCACCUCAAGAACCCACUGCUCUUCAGCAGAGAGCUGAUUUCUCUCCAGAUGCAGCGCCUGCUUGAACCCCCGCUCCACUCAGACGCCUGGCUCCCGGUGAAGAUCAAGUUCAACUGGGAUGCCAGCUACUGGACUAAGCAGAUCUCAACUUUGGGUCAGCUCACUGCCGAGGGGGGAAAUCGCUCCUACUCUGAGGGCGUGGCCUUCCCCAGCAUCCUGAGGCCCCAGCCUAUCACCUGCUUGUCCCUGCCAUCUGUGUGCCAUGGAGGGCGGGAGCAGGGCUGUGCCUUCCAGGCCUGCUGUCAGCCCCAGAUGUGCUGCCUCCACUGCAUACCCCCACAGCCAGCUGUGCAGCUGGACAAGACCCAGCGGGAACCCAACCCCUACUCUGCCAGGUGUGCCCAGUCCACCCUCAGCUCUCCUUCCCUGGCCCUGCACCAGAGUCAGCUGCUGAGGUGCAGGGGCCCUGACAGUCCUCCAGGUCCACCAGCCGUGGUGCCGUCCUCCAUGCAGCGUCCCCAGCAGCCAGCACAUCUCCCGGCUGCUGACCCAGGCCUGCUCAGCUCCAGCUCCAACAGUGGAGGUCUUGGACUCCAGCCCCCAGCCACAGCCCUCUACCAGCCUCAGAUUCAGCCGCUUCCUGACACUCUUGCACAGCCAGCAACAGACAGGGCCAGGGAAGGCCAGGGCCAACAGGCCAGCAGAGAGAGAGAGCAGACUCCUGGGCAGCCAGCUGUGGACAGAGAGGUGUUGACAGAGCAGAUCCAGGAGGGGGGCAGGGAGAAGACCUAUGCACAGACAGUGGUGGACAGAGAGGUGCUGACAGAAGGGAUCCAACAGGAGAGGAGAGCGCAGACGCACACCCAGCAGCAGCAGCAACAACAGCAGCAACAGCAGCAGCUCCUGGCUCCCCUAGAGGCUGAGCUGACAGUGGAGCAGCAGGGGGAAGAGCAGCAGGAGGCCAGGACUACACAGCCAUCCAGAGACUGCAGAGAUGGCAGGAGAUCCACUUCACUGGAGAUGUCUGUGACGGCCCAUGGGUUCAGUGUUGAUGCUCAGAGCAGCAGGCCCAACUCACUGCGUGGGAGGAAGAGUCGAUCCCAGAGCAUCCCACCAGAACUGGCAGGCCCCUCCACAGACAGGCCCCUGGGGGCCACCCACAGCCUAGCAACAGCAACAGCAGCCAUGGAACGGGGAUGCAGGGCAGACCAGCAUGGUUGUAUGGAUCUCAGGCGGAGGAGGCUGUCUUCUGAUGGAGUGAUACGAUCUGUGGCCUCCUGGGAGAGAUCCUUAGCCACUCCUCCCUCCAGAGGCCAGCCCAGCCUGCGCCUGUCACCUUUGACCAUCUACAAGACAGAGCCAGAUUAUGUCUAUGCAUAUGAUGAGACUGGGCAUGACGUCAAAGGAAAAUACAGAAUACCAAGAAAGACUCGAGACAACAGUGACAGAGAGGUUCAGAAGGAACCUGGGAGUUCCAGUUCCAAGGUUCCAGUGGUGUGUUUGGAAAGGCUGAAGAUCCUGGUGUCCCGGAUCCCACCACAGGGGCGGCGACAGAGUGACCCUCUGCCAGGCACUGCGACAGAAAGGACCGGACCUGUUCCACAGAGGGGAUGGAAGGACAAGAUGACUGAGGGAAUAUCAAAAGAAGCCGAGGUCUCAAUGGUCAACCCAUCUCUGGAGAAACAAUACUCAGAGAGACACACAAUCAAUCUAUCUCUCCCACCUCCAGUAAUCAAUGAUUGGCCUGAGCAUGGAAGACACAGUCCUCACAAAGAGCUCACACUGCAAGUACCCGCCACUGAUCUUAUAUCACCUCCACCUUUCUCUGCACCUGACCUUGACUCUGACUCAGAUCCCAGGUCAAUCUCAGAAGCUGUUUCUGACCCUGAACUGGACUCGGACCCACAACGAGAAUCAGAUCCUCAGCAAGAGUCUGACCCACAACCAGAAUCUGACCCUCAAGCUGAGUCUGCAUCGGAGGCUGAUCUGGAAUCAGUUGCUGAUGAGGAAUCUCCUGAUGAGGCUGCUACAGAAUCUGAACCUAGUGUGGAAUCUGAACCUAGUGUAGAAUCAGAACCUAGUGUGGAAUCAGAACCUAGUGUGGAAUCAGAACCUAGUGUGGAAUCAGAACCUAGAGUGGAAUCAGAAGGUGGUGAAGAAUCAGAGAAUGGUUUAGAAUCAGAGAAUGGUGAAGACCUGGAUGCUGAUGCGGAAUCGGAGGCUGAUAUGGAAUCGGACCUCCAACCUGAUCCUGACUCAGAUCCCCGUUUUCCAUCUGAAACACGUCCGGGAUUAGAUUCAGACCUGGAAUCAGACUGUGCACAACCCCCUGAAUCACUAGGGUCUGCAGAAUCUGGACCAGAUCUGGAAUCGGAGCCAGACUCAGCCCCUGACCCAACCUCUAUCAGUCCUGACCCAGCCUCUCUAAGUCCUGACCCAGGAGUGGAGUCCUCUCCAGCCCAGAGGGCCCUGCCUGCAGACCCUGGUCCACAGAGGCAUUGUGAAGGAGCCGAGCAGGCCCUGCCUGGCGCAGAGACCAUGGAGAUGGAGAGUGAAGACUUCUGUGCCGUGUGUCUGAUCGGAGGAGACCUUCUGUGCUGUGACAGCUGUCCCAAAGUCUUCCACCUGUCCUGCCAUGUGCCCUCUCUCCUCAGCUUCCCCACGGGUGACUGGGUGUGUACCUUCUGCAGAGAUAUCCAGCAGCCAGAGGUGGAGUAUGACUGUGAGAACCAGAGGCUGGCUGUAGAACGUUCAGGAAAGCCACUGCCUCAUGGGCUCUCUGCUUGUGACCAGAGAAAAUGUGAGAGGUUGACUCUGUUGAUCUGCAGCAACAUGCUAAGUGCUCCCUUCCAUGAGCCGGUCAGUCCACUGGCUCGCCACUACUACCAGAUAAUCAAAAGGCCCAUGGAUCUGUCUGUGAUCAGGGCCAAACUCAGUAAGAGGAGCACUCACCACUACUAUUCACCUGAGGAGUUUGUGGCUGAUGUCUCCCUCAUGUUCAGGAACUGUGCAAAGUUCAAUUAUCCGGACUCAGAGGUGGCCCAGGCAGGUCGCAGCCUGGAGACAUUUUUCAGCUCCAGACUCAGGGAGGUGUUCCCAGACAGGGCCUUCCCUGCAGCCGAGGAGGACUCUGACAGCGAUGAAUACGACGAGGUGUACAGAGCAGCCGAGGGCGGCUUCCCCUGGCCAGAGAAGAGAGAGCAGUGCCACAGGAAGAGGAAGAGGAGGCACUCUCUCAACUGGAGGAAGCAUAACUUCUAGUUGGGGGCAGUGGGGCAGAGCCUACACUGGCUAUUAUGAAGGACAGUAUGACAUGAUAUUGCACUGGACGUUUCCAUCCAAGAGAGGAAGCUGAGUUUUUAUGAAGGGAUUGUAUGUACAUAUUUACAUUUUGAGAAUUGUACUUGUUCAUUAUAAAUGUUACCUGCUCUUAAUUUGACCUGAUAUUUGUGUCAAAUAUUAUUGUAUAACUAUAAUCUGACAUACAUCUUUAUACUUAUUAUGCCUUUAUAAACUGUGUUUCUGGUAUUUGUUUUUUGUUUCAGAUAUAUUUGUAGAUUCUACCUAUAUUUGUAGAUUCUCCAUCAUAUAUACAGCAAAACAUAUAAGGUCAGUAUUGAUAAAUGGUAAACAUAUUUAUAAAUGUUAAACUCUACAUUAUCUUGUUUUAUAUAUUAAUAUUGAUUGUUUUUAGUGGCUGAAUGAUUGCAGGCAGUUAGUAAAUACAGACUAUUAAUGUUAAUAUUUCUGUCUGUCCUAUAUGCACUUAUAGUACAGUAUAGAAUGUUAUGUACGGCCUCCCUUUUUUUACAGUAAUGAUUUGAGUGACUGACAGAGGGCGCCCUAUCUUCAGCAGCAAUGACAGAGCACAAAGGAAAAGGUUACGUUCAUAUUGAACCAAGGGGGCUAUUCAAAGAAGAUUAAGAUAAAUAUAAAAAAGAAAAUAUCUUUAUUUGAAAUUGCCACAAUAGUAUUGCAAGGCACGUAUGCUUUAGAUUUGCAUUGAUUAAAUCCUAAUGAAAUUAUACUUCAUUAGUAUAAGGCCAGUAUUAAUAAUGAUUAUUUCUCAGGCUUAAUGGGAGUGUGAGGUAUUUGAUCCAGUGUGAAUAAGCAGAAAGAGCUGGAGAAGUUAAGAGAGACUUAAGAGGAAUGUUAUGUUAUUUGAACUUUAUGUGGUUUCUAGGUAGAAUGUACAUGUUCGUUUUUCAUUUAUGUAAAAUGGCUGCUGCAAUAAGGUAGAGCUGGCUGUAUUUUUUUAAAGGUUGCUGCAAAAUAACAGCUGAAAUUAACUGUCGGAUCAAGUUAAGUUUGCCAUUUGAAUAAACAAACAGACUUAAUAAGAUUGUAGGUAUUGUUUCUCAGUAGUAUUUAAUUUGGACUUUUCAAUAUGGAAUAUCUCUGCUUCCAUCUCUAAUAUUGAAUCCUAAAAGCUACAAAGACCCUCUCAGAGGUUGUUGGUAUCAAUAAAUGUCAAUUUAAAAGAGAACAGUUGAAGAGAAAAGUGCUGUAUUUGAAACAGUCCUGACUAUUCUUCUACGGUUCCUUUUGAUUCCUCAUUUCUAUUCUGUUUGAAGUUAUUUUAUGGGGUUAUGGAAAUAAUAAAUGUCUAUCUUUAACCGACAAAUGCAUGUUUUGUAUCAACAUAGUCUUCUUGCCAGUUACUACCUAAAAUAUAUGUAUUAAG